AUGAGCAUAGAUAAGAUUGGUGUAUUGGCGGCUAAGAAAAUUGUAUUGGGGCUGCAGGAAAAUCUAUACACGGCAGAUGCAGGAGGGGUCAGUCCAAUCCAAAAUGAAACCCCUCGCCCAAAACUCGAUGCAAGAAAUCCACGCGUCGACUCCGAAAAGCUCAGUCUGGACUGA
Molecule: messenger RNA, 174 nt
Organism: Serpula lacrymans var. lacrymans S7.9
Lineage: Eukaryota; Fungi; Basidiomycota; Agaricomycetes; Boletales; Serpulaceae
Exons: 1
Coding region: 1-174 (57 amino acids)
Source: RefSeq, a predicted model, not a curated record